AUGAAGACUACCGCCAUCAUCGCUUGCACACUCUUGGCUUCGGCUUCUGCCUUUGCCCCUGCACCUACUAACGGCCGCGUGUCCACUGCCCAAAACGCUUUGGCCGACCGCAUUUUCAACCUCGACUUGUUCGAUCGCGACGGCAACAAGUACGGAGCUCGCUCGAACAAGAAUGUCAAGGUAGGCAAGCUCGGAGACAACUCCUAUGUCCCUGCUGGACUCAGCAAGGCUCAGUACGAAAAGGUCCGUGCGGAAGAAAAGAAGAAGAAGGACGAGAACUACCAGCGCAAUGUGAAGAAGGCUGGCAAGUUCAUCGAUUACACUGAGUGGUACAUGGCGCGUGGAACCGAUCUUUCUCAAGGCUGGAAGAAAUCUGUCACGCUAGGACACCGCAUGGCCAAGACCAAGUUCGACUGGUCCGGAACUGCGGACGCCAAGACUUUGGACUCCGCCACUUCGACCGGAAUCUUCGGAAAGAAGGCUGCCGCGAAGAAGACCGUUGUCGCCAAAAAGGCUGCCCCCAAAAAGGCCGCUGUCGCUGCUAAAAAGACGGUUGCCGCCAAGAAGCCCAAGUACUUCUACUAAGUAGUCGACACUGUUGUGUAUCACAAGAUUGUUAGCUUUAGAAGAUGUUAAAUUUUCAUUACAGAAUCAUCGUGCUAACCA
Phaeodactylum tricornutum CCAP 1055/1 is the source of this 666-nucleotide messenger RNA. RefSeq lists its product with no specific name. NCBI's taxonomy places the organism in Eukaryota, Bacillariophyta, Bacillariophyceae, Surirellales, Neidiaceae. The record is from RefSeq and is a predicted model, not a curated record. Bases 1 to 585 code for a protein of 194 amino acids. The transcript has a single exon.